CGCAACGUGCGGUGCGGUGUGGCUGCUGCAGCCCCGGAUCUAUUGUAUUUCAGAGCGGAUCCGGGUCGUCUCUUCAUCGCGCACAGCUGCAGCAACAUCCAAUUAUACCUGUUGAAGCUUCGUGGAGGAUCUGCGACGGUCCCUCUUUUCAAGCACCAAUUGCUGCGCCGCCCGAUAAAUCCAUAGAAGACCCAGGAGGGUCCAUCUAUCCGACAUUCCUUCCCACCCGCAGUCGCCAACAAUUUGCGCUCGGAAAACGAUCGUCGUUCCGUGAAAAAAACAACAAAAAAACAACAACAAUAAAAACUGCAUUACUAUGAUUAGCGCAAAGUCGUAAUUGUGCGAUCACUGAGUCACUGUUUCGGUGGAAAUUGAAAUAGAAAGACCAGACCAGUUUCGCGAUGGCAGCGAUGUGGGAUAAAUGUUUGCUGCUGAUUUCGUGUUUCGCGAUACAUCUGAGAAGCGGUUUCGUCGAUGGACAGGAGUUUCACAGUUCCAUCGAUCCGGAUGCCUAUUUGUCAACUCCUCAAAUCAUUCGUCGCCAUGGAUAUGAGGCGGAAUCCCACAUAAUUCAGACGGACGACGGAUACCUAUUGACCCUCCACAGGAUUCCCACGAAUCGUCUAGGAAUCCGUGGAAAACAACCGAUCUUCAUACAGCACGGUCUUCUCUCGAGCAGCACGGAUUGGGUCGAUUCCGGCAACAAUUCUCUCGCUUUCAUUUUGGCCAACGACGGGUACGAUGUUUGGCUUGGCAACGUCAGAGGUAACACCUAUUCGAAGGGUCACGUUACGCUCUCACCAAAGGAUGCCAAAUUUUGGAAUUUUAGUUGGCACGAUAUGGCUCUGCACGAUCUUCCAGCGAUGAUCAAUCACAUCUCGAACAUCACCAAUAGACCUGGCGAGAUCCUCUACAUCGGUCACUCGAUGGGAACGACGAUGUUCUACGCUUUGGCUUCUGAGAGACCGCAAAUCGCGCAGAGUAUCAGAGCUAUGGUAGCCUUGGCUCCUGUAGUCUACAUGACCCACAUCAAGUCACCCAUUCGUUACCUAGCACCGUGGAUAAACGAUAUACAAUUUCUAGUCAAACAUUUAGGCAUGAACCAGUUCUUGCCGAGCAGCAAAAUCCUGAAAUUCCUUUCCUACGAUUGCGAGAAGAAACUGAAAAAGGAAAUUUGCGAGGACGUCUUUUUCAUCCUGUGCGGCUUCGACAAACAACAGUUCAACGAUACUUUGCUUCCGGUGAUUUUGAGUCACGUUCCAGCGGGAACCUCCACCAAAACCGUGAUACAUUAUUUGCAAGAGAUCGCCAACGAAGGUAAAUUCCAAAAGUUCGAUUACGGCAAGAACGGAAACAUGAAGGAAUACGGACAAUCUUAUCCACCGCUCUACAAGCUCAACAACGUCGACGUUCCAAUGUUCCUGAUGUACGCCGAGAACGAUUGGCUCGCCAGCCCAAUAGACGUGAAACGAUUGGCCGAGAAUCUUACAAACACCAAUUACGAGAUGUACAAGAUUCCAUUGGACACGUUCAAUCACGUGGACUUCCUUUGGGGCAUCGACGCUCCUCGUCUCGUCUACGGCCCGAUGAUGGACUACUUAAGAACUUAUCCAUUGUACUAUGUAGCCGAAUGAGAAAUCCAUAAUACUAAAUUAUAAUCUUCCCCAAUAAUCCUAAUUAGAAACUGCAUGGUAUUGAGAUGAGUAUAAUAAUAAUCGGUGUAACCACGCCCUCUAGUAACAAUCGGCAAUAGCAACGUAAUAAUAUCCUUCCCUGUAUGUAUCGGAAUAUUGUAUU
This is a messenger RNA of Nicrophorus vespilloides, 1797 nucleotides long. RefSeq names its product lysosomal acid lipase/cholesteryl ester hydrolase-like. Gene Ontology annotation, molecular function: hydrolase activity, acting on ester bonds. Gene Ontology annotation, biological process: lipid metabolic process. NCBI's taxonomy places the organism in Eukaryota, Metazoa, Arthropoda, Insecta, Coleoptera, Silphidae. Bases 402 to 1634 code for a protein of 410 amino acids. The record is from RefSeq and is a predicted model, not a curated record. The transcript is spliced from 8 exons.